Messenger RNA from Otolemur garnettii (small-eared galago), 1220 nucleotides. RefSeq names its product MRN complex interacting protein (gene MRNIP). Bases 71 to 1087 code for a protein of 338 amino acids. Gene Ontology annotation, biological process: mitotic G2 DNA damage checkpoint signaling. Gene Ontology annotation, molecular function: chromatin binding. Gene Ontology annotation, cellular component: nucleus. The transcript has 7 exons. The record is from RefSeq and is a predicted model, not a curated record. Lineage: Eukaryota; Metazoa; Chordata; Mammalia; Primates; Galagidae.
AGGCGAGGCCGGAGCUCAAGGCAAGAGCCCAGGCCAGGCGGCUACCGUAUUGGUGGCGAAGGAGUUCGCUAUGGCGACACCUCAGCGAGCUCGGGUCUUGCGGUGCUGUAGCUGCUGCCUCUUCCAGGCGCACCAGGUGAAAAAGAGUGUCAAGUGGACAUGCAAAGCUUGUGGCGAGAAGCAGUCCUUUGUGCGGGCUUAUGGUGAGGGCUCUGGUGCUGACUGUAGACGUCAUGUUCAAAAGUUAAAUCUGCUGCAGGGACAGAUUUCAGAACUCAGGUCUCUGGAAGGACAUGUAGGUGCCAGUGAGGAAGAAUGCACGGGUCACCAGCAAGCUGAGAACGUGAGUCUGCAGGAAAAAGCACAGCCCUCACAGAGUCGCUGGGUGAAGUAUCUGGAAAAGGACUCCCAAGAACCGGAGCUGGGAGGAGUAUACUUUGACAAGCAGCUCUCAUCCAGAAUAGGGGGGCCAGCUCGGCCCUUCAGUCAAGACCUGCCUAGAAAAAGGAAAUGGAGCCAGAGCACAGUUCAACUUCCAGGCAGCUUUGAUGCCCAGGACUCAGAAGACUCUGAGGUCACUUUGGAACCCCAGAAGGGCUCCAGUAGCCUUAUCGGGGAUGUGAGACAAGACAACCACUGCCUCCAGAAUUCUGCAGACUACAGCUCCAGGGAACUUGGUGGUCCCCUGCAGGAACUACAGAGUCCUACCCAGCAGCUCAAAUCCACACCUUCUAAAUGGGCACAAUUUCUCCUGUCAACUGGGGACAGCUCACAUGUGGACAUAGAGCCACAUAGACCACUACAGAGGGGCACUAGGUCAGCUGGUUCAGUACAGGCUGACCAAGGGACCUGCAGGGCCCAGAUCCCAAGGGAAGGCCACCUCAGCAGGCCCACCACCCCUGUCCAGCUUCCUGAGUCCACACACACUACUUCUGGAUCUAAGAGACCCUGUUGGAAGGCUUCUGAGCAGUUGUGGGACAUGGGGACUCCUUGGGCAGAGAGCAGGUCCUUGGCCAAAGGGGUACAAAAGCCCCCACCCAUGCGACUAUGUGAUCUUUUUACAACAGGGGAGGACUUUGAUCUUUGAGCCAAGACUUGCAUGUUACUAAUUUAGGUACACUCCUUACACCAGCCCCUUUCCACUGGACUCUAGGUGCUUUUUAAGGAUUGUAAUGUAUGAGAAGGACCAACAAUAAACAUUACUGUGAAACAAAUCAUUU